Sturnus vulgaris (Common starling) is the source of this 888-nucleotide messenger RNA. Its product is annotated as 1-acyl-sn-glycerol-3-phosphate acyltransferase alpha. Gene Ontology annotation, cellular component: endoplasmic reticulum; membrane. The record is from RefSeq and is a predicted model, not a curated record. Gene Ontology annotation, biological process: phosphatidic acid biosynthetic process. Lineage: Eukaryota; Metazoa; Chordata; Aves; Passeriformes; Sturnidae. Gene Ontology annotation, molecular function: 1-acylglycerol-3-phosphate O-acyltransferase activity.
AUGGACUCUGUGCUGCUGCUCCAUGGGCUGCUGCUCCUGCCCCUGGCAGCGCUGCUGCUCUACAGGUGCAGCCCCCCCUUCCAGUACCUCUGCAAGGUGGCUUUUUUCAACUGCUGGAUCGUGGCCUUGGCCACCCUGCUGUCUCCCUUCGCUGCCUUCCGGGGCCGCUCCGUGGAGAACAUGAGGCUCCUGCGCGCCGCGCUCCUGCCCCUCAAGCGCUUCUACGGCAUCAGGAUGCGGGUGCGGGGCUCGGAGCAGCUGCAGCUGCAGGGACCCUUCGUGAUCGUCUGCAACCACCAGGCUUCCCUCGACCUCAUGGGAAUGGUGGAGGUCAUUCCUGAGCGCUGUGUGCCCAUUGCCAAGCGGGAGCUGCUGUACCUGGGCACGGUGGGCUGGGCCUGUUGGCUCAGUGGCACCAUCUUCAUCGACCGCCACCGCAGGGACGCGGCCAUCGAGGUCAUCUCCCACACUGCCAGCACCAUGUGCAGAGAGAACCUCCGUGUGUGGGUUUUCCCGGAAGGCACCAGGAACCAGGGCAAAUCCAUGCUGCCCUUCAAGCGUGGGGCUUUCCACCUGGCUGUGCAGGCCCAGGUUCCCAUUGUCCCCGUCGUGAUCUCCCCGUACUGGGACUUCUUCAGCUCCAAGGAGAAGAGAUUCACCUCCGGGACCUGCACGAUCCGAGUCCUCCCUAGAGUGGAAACGCGGGGCCUGAGCCCAAAGGAUGUCCCUGAGCUGACCGAGAGUGUCCGGCAGGCCAUGGCUGAGGCUCUGGCCGAAAUGUCCAGGAGUGACCACGGGGACCAGGACAUGCAGCAGCCUCUGCUGGGGCCGGGGAAGGACAGGGGCAGCCCCCAGGGCCAGGGGGACACAGCCGGGAACAGCAAAUAG